This is a messenger RNA of Rotaria socialis, 546 nucleotides long. The record is from the annotation of a GenBank genome assembly. Lineage: Eukaryota; Metazoa; Rotifera; Eurotatoria; Philodinida; Philodinidae.
AUGAUAUUCAUCUCAAAACACAACAAUGGACAUCUCAAUUCAUCGAAUAAAGAAGCAUGCUUAUCCAUCAUAGGUCUAUUUCUAGUUAUUGGAUCUAUCGGAGGUCUUGCUGGACUAAUUUACGGCUUAGUGAAAGAUGGCUCCACUGCAACUAUUGCCGGCGCCAUUGUACUUGCUGUCUCAAUACUUUUCAGUAUCAUAUUUGUUUUUCUAAUUGUAUUUUGUUUGAACGACAAUAAUAACGAUUCUAGCACGAAUCAACAUCAUCAGCAUCGACGAAAACAAAAUUUUCAAGCUAAACAAGAAAAUUUUUCACCGAAAAUAAAAACUAUUUCAACUACACAAACACAUGAACCGAACAAUGCUUCGAGAGCUCAAAUGUGUUCAUCUCCUAUUCCGACGCAAUCACCAAAUAAAAUAAAUCAUAAUUUCACUAAACAGGCAGAAACACCAUCAUCGAAAUCGUAUACAUUUACUUAUCUAAACGAAAGUCAUUUGUCAAUUGGUAGUAACAGUUCAAGAUACAAUAAUUAUAAUCGACAUUAA